UGCUGAAUGCAACCGAAAUUGUUUUCCGUAAAACUGCGAGUCUGUCUGUCGCAAAAAGGCCACUGCAGUCUGAAAACCAUCGCGAGCGCUACUACAUCAGCUGGACAGCAGACAACUAACAGAGUUAAUUGGUAUGGAGAUAGCAGUGUCUAGCAUUCCGUCUUCAUUAUAUAACGAUUCGCGGGCCGCAGGACAGUGUCAACCGGAUGCUUGCCGUCCUCAUGAUUCCGUUACGUUGUAAUCUAGACUAGCGCGGCGCCAGCGGUAACUAGCAUCCAGACCCAUGUCAUCAGAAGGCAUCGCAAAGAUUUUCCCACAGCUGUUGUUGGCUGGAGCCCGAACCUGACAGGCUUGCAAUUCCCCGAUGCUUUUGUGCAGACUCCGCCUGGGAUCGGAGUUAAUGUCUACUGUCACCUCGCUUAACAGCGCGCACAGUUGCGACGUUGAUUGGUGCUAUUCCGCCAGAACAAGCGAAGCAUCCUUGAUUCUCUGUUCAGGAAAAUCCGAAGCUUUUCCUGAUUAUGAUGAACGCUGGAAAAUCUCAGAUUUGGAAUAUUCAAGAUGCGUCCCUGACUGGUCUGGAACUCCAACCAAGAUACAUUUUCUGUUUACGGAGUAGUUUGCUCUGACUCGUGCAACUGCCAUUUCGCUGUUCCGUCCGGAUCUUCAAGAUGUAGCCUCUAUUUCAAAAUAAUGGAUAUUUCAACAGUUUCCGCAUCCUCAUCGCAGAUCUGUCGAGCAUGCCCUACAGAGUGGGGGCGAGUUGCUGCAUGGCUUCUAAAAACCAUGUGGCAAGUCCGCUCAGAGCCAACGAGAGUUUAUCCGUACAGACGCCCUACUUAUUAGGUUACUCUUGAUAAUCACACCCCCUCACUACUAGACAGAUCAGCCUGGGAGUGAUGAUUGCUUUUUAUACGAAGAAGCUGAGCAUAUUAUCCCCGAAGCUAGAUCUCCAGGGAGUAUUAUUAUUACUAUGCGUAGAGUCUGAAGUCUGUGACUUCAAGUUUGUACUCUUAUAACAGCUUUUCAUAUAUAUCAUUGAUGCAAAUUCUUUCGUUAAAGUCAUCGAUUUGAACCCCUUCUCCCUGCUGUGGUCGAGUGCUUCUUGCAUUCCAAGGUUCUUAUGUAUGUGACCACUCCAUGGCUUUCCCGACCUCAGUUUCGUUGCAAGACUCCCAUUAUUUUCCGUCAGCAAAGCCGAAGAUUCCUCCACCAUCACCUGCUCACCUUGACUGUUCAUGCUGCAACCUGGUCAAGCCCAACAUUUGGCCAAGAGAGGGCUUAAUGCCACGUUAUCUAAUCCAGCCCCACAAGAAGCCCAGGCUGGUUUCAGAUGCUUGGAGGACCUCCUUUUUUGUCAUGGCAAAACGAUAUAUACUGAAGGCGAAUAGAUCCGCGAGAGGCUCUGGAUGCUAGCUUUCAUCUUAACCAGGGUUUACUGGGUUAUCUUAGCUUACUAUGAUUUAUCAGGUCCGCCAACUUCAAGUUCAACACCCUCGCGCUAGCACAGAUGUUCAAAAGUGGAGAGGGGAAUUUGGUUGGACUCGCAUCACACCCGAAAUGGAAGGUCACAACUUACACUCCCUAGUUUGAAAGACGGGCAAUAAUCGAUGUGUUGUGUCGCGUGUUAGCAGUGUUGUUGGCACCGCCCGAAUCUAUCCUACUUCAAUGGCACCCGUACCGAAGCAUGGCUCGUUACGGACUCACCCUUAGUCUCCCUCCACUGAUCUGAGGAACGAAUUGAUCAAUGAUGAAACGAGGCUGUGUUUAGCGAUGGGAAUAGUAGUACGUUAUAAUCUUUUACUCUUGCGCCUACUAUUCACUCCUACUGAGAGAAAGCUCUCUCGCUGAAGGCAGUGGAUGUGAGCGAGGAUGUAAAGGGCUGCCAUAAAUGCAUGUCAAAACCGGGGCCGAACUUGUCUCAAAUCUUGUGGGACACGGUGAAGAUGUGAUACUGCCCAACCGUGGGCGCGCGGAAGUUAUCCCCUUGGGUAUUACCGUACCCCUGAGGUCUGAUGACCCAGAGGCAAAUCCUCUUCCAAGGAAAGCUAUACUAGACAUGUUAGUGAUAAUCUUGCAGUGGGCAUAACAUCGACUGACUGGCCUCAGAGGUGGAAUAUAUCUCUAGACGUCAACGAUCCUGAUGGAUCAUCUCUUGACUUUAGUCCGUUUGAGAUGGUGUUUAAGGGAACUUGUGUCACGUUUGACGAAAUUCAAGACGAAAUUCAGGAUGUUGAUUAUCCCUCGAACAUUUACAGGAUAGGGUACUAUUCGCAAUUGCAUCUAAAACCUGGCUUGCCUGUCAAGUUCAUAGGACACUUCGUACGCCAAUUAUGAACCGGAUUGUACAGUUGAUCUUCCUAAAUAAAGGGGCGUGUGUUGACGUUCUCCGUUUCCCACUUGUUCAGUUUAUAAUCGUUCCACCCGCCCGUACCUCUCUAUGGCGACCCGUUUAUAUAAUGUCAUAACUAGUCAACAACUUCCACCUUGGUAGGACGAGCGCGUGAACAUACCAAACUGUACCAGAAUAUAUUUGACCCUCACCUGGGUCGCCAGGACGCAUGGGCCAUAGGCGCGGAUGUAACUUGUCACCAGCGCCUCUUUUCCAGAGGUGAACGUUCGAUUGGGUUAUAUCUUCUUCAACAUACCCAUCUUUAGGCAGGAUGUCUUUGCUUAAGGGUGCGCUGAUAGUGACAGAGCCAACCUUUACAAAAUAGGAUAGCAUUUUUCAAAGCGUUAACGCCGGGUUCAGCAACAGAGGUAAAGCAGCGGUAUUUGUCCACGAUGACCACAUGUGCAUGGGCAGUAAUCCGGAUUUUGAUACUCCUAAGGCACUAGAGCCGAUCAAGAAACAGCCAAUGAAAGUCAUAGACGUCGUGGAGAGUUCCUGAGGGUUGUGGAGAUCCGGAUCUUGCGCAGGCCUGCGCCAGGGAGAAGUUCGGAGUUAAUGACACCUCCAGGUGUUUAGUGCAUCUGAGGAGAGCGGGAGGUGAAAUAACUUCCCAGAAUUUCUUCAGAAGAGGCGGUUUCUCACAGUAUCCACUGAAGGCCUGGAGAGAUCGCAUGUCGGCGAGUACAAACGUUGUCGACCCAUAUAUCGAUAACAGGCAUUCCGAGGAGCUAUAGCAGGUUAGCAUACGUACAAUACCUCACUACUUGAAGGAGUCAUGCUCUCCCGAAUACACACAUAAUUUUGCACUAUAACAGCAUGGGUAUAUAAGCACUACGGGUCGGGACAUCAUUGUUUCCUUGUUGCCGUUUCUUCGAACAAGUCACUCCCGAAACCGAAAAUGUACACAUUGCUUGAUCACCGUGUAAUUCCGCAGCAAUUUCGCCGCAAGCCGAGGGAUUCAAAUAGGGGGAUUUGAGCCGGCGGCUGUAUUCAACAUUUAUCUUAUGGUGAUCAAGGGGAACACCAAGCUGAUUCCUCAACGCCUCGAUGUCCUGCUGUAGCUGGUCUUCCACUUGGUACUCUGUAGUACAUUGCCAACGGCAGAGAUGUGAAUUGUUGGCGUCGGUAAAGUUGCUAUGCCAUAGGAUAUGCGGGGGAAGUCCGCAGGAGUGCCACAGCUCGAGGUAAAUCGAGUCUCGGAUCUCGCGGGGCAGGACGCUGAUAAAUCCAAAUUGGACUUGUGGGUUCAUAGCCAUGCUGUUGGUGGUUGGCUGGGCGGGGAUGCUAGAGUAAUGAAAGGUAGGAUAUUUCCGAUAACAGCGAGGGGUGUAUAUAGGUAUGCCUUCGCAUGUAUUCUUUCUUGAUAAGGCGAAAUUAUACACGCAUGCAAGCCGGGUGGGCGGUGGGUAGUAGUGUGUUGGCUACGCUUGUAGAACUAAUAGAGUUCGGCAAAUCUCUCCAUCAUGGAUGUAAUGGUUAAUAGAUCAACUGAAAGUGCGUGAGGUUGUCCCAGGAAAGUUCCAGGCCUCGAUGGUCACAAUGCCUUCUCGGCCUUGCUACGUUUCAGAGACCGGUUGGAUGGAUGGAGGUGGGCUGGUUCAGGUUCAGAAGUCCUGCCAUCGAACCAGAGACAUGUAGACGCCCAGAUUCUGCCGUACCGGGCUUUCAAGUAGGAAUAUUACGAAUCCACCUUAACAAAUAAACUAUUCUUGUUAAAUAACACCUCUGGAUAGCCCCGCGUCCAGGGAGGUUGACGACAAGGCGACCUGACAGCACGAAUUAGGGCUAUGCCAGCACCAAUCAGGCAAGACGCAGUGGCUUAGGGCUGCACCGUCCAUGUAAGAACAUGCAUGACCUCCCGCAACGGAAUCUGCCUCACCUCACUGCUUCAGGCCAUUAGAAAAAAGUGGUAUAUAAAAUAGAGGAACUUGUCCCACUUUUUGUCGUUUCUUUAUGAUUCAAUUUCACUCCUUUACCAUCUAAAUCAGUAGUCAACCGUUGUGGUUCUCAUGCUAACACUUUCAGAGGACUUUUGAAAUUCUGUCUACUGUCAACUCCUAUUAUACACUACUUGAUAAAUCGAUAAACUCGAUAUAUUUUUUUUCUAUAUCUCGCGCGUAUAUGCUUGUCCGACUUUCAAACAACUAACUGCCAUAUAUCAAUAAAGGAAGAAAGAAAGAAAGAAAAUGUCCGGCUUCAUGCGCUCCUUGAGGAAAGGGAUCAAGCGGGCGGAGAAGGGGAAGAGCAAGAUAUAUGACUGGGCGAAUCAACCGGCGUCUUCGCAAGACCAAUCACCUCAUCUUGAUCUGCCACCAGCUUACUCGCCCACGGAAAGAGAUCAGCAAUACAGCGUACGAAGUCAUGAGACCAUAGAAUACGCUCAGGAAUGCGCCGCUGAUACCUCGCCAUACGCCUUUCUUCGUGACUUCGACACCAUCCUCGUUGUCGACGACAGCGGAAGCAUGAUAGGCUCCAGAUGGCACGAAACCAGAGAAACAAUCGCAGCUAUAGCUCCAAUCUGCGCCGAGUUUGACGACGAUGGCGUGGAUGUAUACUUCUUGAACGAAAAUAACUGGGCGGAGCCAGCAACCGGAGGCUUCCCGAGAAUCAAAACAUCCGCUGCUGUUAACGAGCUCUUUGAUCGGGUUCAUCCAUCGGGACGAACGCCCGUGGGAGCUCGACUGUAUGACAUCCUCAAACCGUAUCUGAAACGCGUCGAAGAUAUGUCGAAGGCAGCUCCUUCUAGCCGAUUUAGCGGGUCACCUGUUAAACCGAUUAACAUCAUCGUGAUCACAGAUGGCAUCCCCACUGACGAUGUGGAAACGGUGGUGGUCAACGCAGCGAGACGGCUGGACAAAUGCGACGCGAAACCGUGGCAAGUGGGGAUCCAAUUUGUGCAAGUUGGCGAUGAUCCAUCCGCGAAGAAGUGGCUCCAGAGCCUCGAUGAUAUCCUACACAAGCGAUACGACAUUCGGGACAUCGUUGAUACAGCACCGUGGAGCGGGGCCGCCCUUACAUCGAACACGAUUUUGAAGAUCAUGCUGGGAGGGGUUGAUAAGAGAUACGACCGACAAGCUGUUUCCAAAGCGGGGGGCAGAUAGUGGUUCCUCCAUUUCUUUCUUCCGUCCUUCUUUCUUCCCUUUUUCCUCCUUUGUUCCCAUUCCGGGAUACCUUAACAGGUUUAUCACGUAUUUAUUUACUCAUCCCAACUUGCUUUAUUUUCAUUUCGGUUAUUAUUGGGUGAAGGAUCCCCUCAGAUUUUUGAUUCCCUCGUAUUCGGAUCUUGUAUUCGUAUCGAAUGGUGCCCUGAGCACUUCCAACACUUAAAAACAAUGUCAUUUUCUUAUCACUUCUGUUGUAGAUAUCUCAUACCGUCAUAUUCAUAUAAUUUUGCCUUAUAACUUUUCAAGUCUCUGCUCUCGAGAUAGCUAAAUCGCUACCAGAGGACGUUCACUGCCUAUCAACCAAUCGUCAGUCAGUCUCCAUAUAAAUGCUAUCAGAAAAACAGAGAAAAAAAGAAGAAUACCAAAUGAGUAACUAGCGCCUUGUAAUUCGUAAUCCAUGCACCAGAAAUUGGCGACAAAUAGCAGCAAUAAUCAGAAAACAAGUAUGCAACCAGAAUCAGUUUCUGAAAAAGUGCAUGUGCAGGCCCAAUCACACAUGU
Molecule: messenger RNA, 6056 nt
Organism: Blastomyces dermatitidis ER-3
Lineage: Eukaryota; Fungi; Ascomycota; Eurotiomycetes; Onygenales; Ajellomycetaceae
Exons: 1
Coding region: 4579-5493 (304 amino acids)
Source: RefSeq, a predicted model, not a curated record